Kwoniella botswanensis is the source of this 1437-nucleotide messenger RNA. RefSeq lists its product as uncharacterized. The record is from RefSeq and is a predicted model, not a curated record. Lineage: Eukaryota; Fungi; Basidiomycota; Tremellomycetes; Tremellales; Cryptococcaceae. The transcript has 7 exons. The coding region runs from base 1 to 1437 and encodes 478 amino acids.
AUGAUUGGUCAACAACUUAUCACCUUCCUUCCUCUCCUUUCCACAUUGGUCCUUGCGACUCCUCAUAAGAGGACGGACGAUUGGUCUUAUUCUUCAUCGCCUGAAUACUCUUCCGAUUCAGUCUCGUGGGAUUCAAGCAACUCAUACAAUUCCGGGUAUUCCUACAACUCUGGGGAAUCUGGUAACUCAUACGAUCAAGGAUAUUCUUACGACUCUGGUGAAUCUGGUAAUUCAUAUGAUUCGAAUUGGCAAGGUGAAAGUAGUGGCAGUGGACAUGCCACUACUAUCAAACAUGAGACUACUAUCACCACUCAUCUGGCUUAUGAGACACCUAAGUACGGCUCGGGAUCAAUGUGGGGUGGUGAUCUUCAAGGAUGUUUGAAUAUGUGUCAAGUUCAGUUCGGGGGAGGUUCUUCCGCUGCUCAAGCCACUACUACCUCUGCCCCUGCAACCGAGUCCACAGCUACUGCGACUCACACCAGUGGGGAAGGUAUGACCCAUACCGUCAUAGUGGCACCUACCAAAGGUGUCUUGCGAUUUGUACCUUUCGCCAUCGAAGGUAAUGAGGGCGAUACGGUGGAGUUUGUCUGGGGUGCUGGUCCUCACUCGGCUACCUUGAGUGAUGGUCAGAACGUAUGUAAUAAAUCGACUACAUCCAAUGCUUUCGAUUCUGGUAAACUCAACGCCACCGCGACCUUCCAAACAACCAUCAUCGGUUCAUCGCCCCAAUUCCACUAUUGUACAGUCGGUACUCACUGUACUUCUGGAAUGUUCGGAAUCAUCAAUCCACCCAACAAUUCUACUCCACCUGCUCCGGCUGCCAACGCUUCUUCCUCCGCCGCUGCCAGUUCGUCCGCCUCCGUGGAAGCUAGCAAAACUACUUCGCAGAAGCCCAGUUCGACAGCCGGCAAUGGUGAGGGCAAAGGUGGUUGUCAGAGUGUUGAUUGUUGGGUAUCAUCUUAUGAAGCUGCUGGAUCACAACCUAAAGCAACUGUUGCAGCUGUCAAAUCAGCAUGUCAAGGUACCGAUGGAGCUUGGGCAUGGGGCGGUAAAUGGGAUAUGUCGACUCUUAUUGUUGGGGGAGUUACUAAAGAUACUGUUGUUGAGAAUGUCUUAUACUCCCGAUUGAUGAUCGCCAUGAACCCCACUAUGUUAGUCGCCGGCUCUCCGGUCGGCAACUUCACUGCCCCUCCACCAUUGAACGAGUUCGUAGCUGCUGCUGCUCCUGCUGGCGAUAACUCCACUGCCACUGUGAGCGCAGGAGCCGAUGGGGCAGCAGUAGCAGCUACCGAUGCUUCUGCCAGUGCAAGUGGUGCUCAAGCUUCUCAAGAGGCUGCUAAUGCGGGUACCAGUACCAAUGGCGCUGCCCAAAUCGGUAUUACCAUUAGCACCAUCGCAAUUGCAUUCUCAGGAGCUGUGGUAGCCUUAUUACUAUAA